Ahaetulla prasina is the source of this 2172-nucleotide messenger RNA. RefSeq names its product Wnt family member 1 (gene WNT1). Gene Ontology annotation, cellular component: extracellular region. The transcript is spliced from 4 exons. Gene Ontology annotation, biological process: cell fate commitment; multicellular organism development; neuron differentiation. Lineage: Eukaryota; Metazoa; Chordata; Lepidosauria; Squamata; Colubridae. The record is from RefSeq and is a predicted model, not a curated record. Gene Ontology annotation, molecular function: frizzled binding; cytokine activity. The coding region runs from base 653 to 1762 and encodes 369 amino acids.
AUGAGCUGAUUUCGGCCUCUCGGGACUCCGGGAACUUAAUCUGAAGCGGAGGGGAGCGGCCCGUCAAAGCCUCCUUGCUUUUUUUUUUUUUUUUACACUCCCCCCCCCCACCAGGCCCGCCCGCCUGCCAAAGCUGUGAUGCGUCCCUUUUGCGCAAGGGCGCAUUAUUCGCGGGCGCGCACCGCGCCGGGUCUUCCUGACUGGAUGGCUCACUCUAUGGCGACCCUCCUCGUAGCCUCUAUAAGAAGCCGGCCCUGGCGAGGGGAUCGCAGACAUGCUGCAAGGAGCCCACAGUUAGCAGGACGCACGGCGCUUCUCCCCUACUAGCGUUUUAAUUUCUCUUCUGGGAGUCAUCAGCCGGCGGGAUUGCCAGCAAGUGAGGCCCAAGGGGACUUUUUCUCCUGCAGCUUUUUCCCUUUUUUUCCCCUCUCUUCCUUUUCCCCUUUCCCCCCCUAAAAAACUUCAACUUGGGCUCUCACAUCUUCUUGACGAGCGACGGCCACUUCCCGGGCGCACGGUGCGCGCCUCGCCAGCGGAGCGCUUUGGAGACCGCAUCGCCAUCCCACCUCUCCACCCACCCAUCUAUCAUUCGCCGCUUCCAACCCCCCCUCCCCUCCUCUCCUGCGGUUCCGCCGAGCAGGCAGGCGAAGCGAUGAGCCCCGUGGCAUUAAUGCUAGGCUUGAAGACCUUGUGGGUUUUGGCUUUUUCCUCUCUUUCCAACACUCUAGCGGUGAAUAACAGCGGCCGAUGGUGGGGAAUCAUCAACGUGGCCUCAUCUACCAACCUACUGACCGACUCCAAGAACGUGCAGCUGGUGCUAGACCCUUCCUUGCAGCUCCUGAGCCGCAAACAACGCAAGCUUAUCCGCCAAAACCCAGGCAUCCUGCAUAGCAUCAGCAGCGGCCUGCAGAGCGCCAUCAAGGAGUGCAAGUGGCAAUUCCGUAACCGCCGCUGGAACUGUCCUACUACCCCAGGCCCCAAUGUGUUCGGCAAGAUUGUCAACAGAGGUUGCAGAGAGACCGCCUUCAUUUUUGCUAUUACCAGCGCUGGGGUCACCCACUCUGUGGCCCGUUCUUGCUCGGAAGGCUCCAUCGAAUCGUGCACUUGUGACUACCGACGGCGGGGCCCAGGAGGUCCCGACUGGCACUGGGGUGGCUGCAGUGACAAUGUGGACUUUGGACGGGUCUUUGGGCGAGAGUUUGUGGACUCCAACGAGAAGGGGAGGGACCUGCGCUUCUUGAUGAAUUUACACAACAACGAGGCAGGACGUCUGACCGUUUUCACGGAAAUGCGCCAGGAAUGCAAGUGCCACGGGAUGUCAGGCUCUUGCACUGUGAAGACCUGCUGGAUGCGUCUGCCCACUUUUCGGACCGUGGGGGACUUCCUCAAGGAUCGUUUUGAUGGCGCUUCCCGGGUUAUCUACGGCAACAAAGGCAGCAACCGAGCUUCCCGCAUGGAGCUGCACCAUCUGGAGCCAGAGAACCCAGCUCACAAGCCUCCUUCCCCUCAUGACCUGGUCUAUUUUGAGAAGUCUCCCAACUUCUGCACUUACAGCGGCAAGACAGGCACAGCAGGCACGGCCGGACGCUUCUGCAACAGCACCUCCCCAGCUCUGGAUGGCUGUGAGUUGCUGUGCUGCGGGAGGGGCUACCGCACCCGGACACAGCGCGUCACUGAGAGAUGCAACUGCACCUUCCACUGGUGCUGUCACGUCAGCUGCUUGAACUGCACCAACAUGCAAGUGCUGCAUGAGUGCUUGUGAGGGAAGCAAAGGACAUGCUUGGCCAACGAGUCAACGAGAAGCACCCAGCUCGGAGAAGAAGAAGAAGAAGACCUCACGAAAAAAUCCAGGCUGCAAGGCACUCGCCUCACAUAUAUGCACACACACACACAUACUCAUCUCUCUAUUUCCCCACCGGAGCACAGUAGCCUUUCUUGGCCCGAGACAUCUUUAUAUCUCACCUCUCCGUCUUGGGAGAAUCAACCCAGGUUGAAAUGGUUGCAGACAUCCAUGCGAAUCAACAAACGGUCAUGCAGACGUUUGCCAGGGCCAAGUGUGCAAGGAGCUCCUUUUGUGGUUUUUGCAUGCUAAUUGAGAUUGUCAUGUAGAGCAGGGGUCUCCAACCUUGGCAACUUUAAGCCUGGAGGACUUCAACUCCCAGAAUUUACAGA